Messenger RNA from Lytechinus pictus (painted urchin), 5462 nucleotides. Its product is annotated as nucleolar protein 14-like. Gene Ontology annotation, cellular component: nucleolus; small-subunit processome; Noc4p-Nop14p complex. The transcript has 20 exons. Gene Ontology annotation, biological process: maturation of SSU-rRNA. The record is from RefSeq and is a predicted model, not a curated record. Bases 147 to 2777 code for a protein of 876 amino acids. NCBI's taxonomy places the organism in Eukaryota, Metazoa, Echinodermata, Echinoidea, Temnopleuroida, Toxopneustidae.
CGACAUUGCGACUUGUACUUCCGCAUUAACACAUCAUUCGUGGGACUUGGACAGUCGACAACACUGAAGUCACCACCCUUACCAUUGACCUGAAUGUCUUCGAUGCACCGCUUUUGAUGGAUGGGUGAUUGUGAGAUAAUAGAAACAUGGCCAAGAAUAAGAAAAGACGAGGUCUGACAUCCAAAGUGGAACAGCGCAGCAAGUCAACAGACGUUAAACACAAUCCAUUUGAAGUUAAAAUCAACAAACAAAAGCACAACAUUCUAGGAAGAAAGAACAAACAUGGAAAAGGAAUGCCGGCGGUAUCCAGGUCUAAAGGACUGCAAAAGAGAAAUGCCACCCUGCUGCAGGAGUACAAACAACGGCAUAAAACGAACAAGUUCCUUGACAGAAGACUAGGAGAGGACGAUCCUGGAAUGUCAGUCGAGGAGAAGAUGAUGGAGAGGUUUACGCUGGAAAAACAGAGAACACAUGAGAAGUCUAGCUUGUACAGUCUGAAUACGGACGAAGAUUUGACACAUUACGGCCAGUCUUUAUCAAGUUUGGAGAAGUUUGAGGAGCCGGAUCUUGAGAGUGAUGAGGACGACACGGGUUUGAUAGAUAAAAAGUUUGUAGCAGAAGAACAUUUUGGUGGAUUUCUGACGAAGAAGAAGACUGACGAGGAAGGAAAGCCCAAGACCCGACAUGAAAUAUUUGAAGAAAUCAUCGCCAAAUCUAAGAAAGACAAGUUCAACCGGCAGAGCGAGAAGGAAGAUGUUGUGAAGCUUACUGAGCAACUAGAUCAAGAGUUCAAUUUCGUAGCACAGUUCAUAGCCAACGUCGAGUGCAAGAAGGAAAGAGAGAACAAACCAGAUGACUAUGAUAUGUCUGUGAAAGAACUCAUCUUUGAUAUGAGAGCCAAGGCUUCAGACAGGAUGAAAACCCCUGAGGAGCUCGCCAAGGAAGAGAAGGAAAAAUUGGAGAAGAUGGAAGCAGAUCGACAGCGAAGAAUGAAAGGGAUCACAGAGACCGAAGAAGAGGAGAACAAACGAAGGAUGCAAUACCUGUCAGCUGAUGAUCUGAAUGACGGAUUUGAGUUAACCCGUGAUAAUCGAAGCACUCUGAGUUAUAGUGAUGGCGUUCCUUCAUUUGGAUUUGAUCAAGGUGAAUCUGACGCAGAGGAGAAAGAGGAGAAGGAAGAAGGAGAUGAUGAUGAUGAUGACGAUGAAGAAGAUGAUGACGAUGAAGAAGAUGAGGAGAGCGAUAAUGAUGAGGAGGAUGACGAUGCUUCUGAUUUGGAAUCUGAGCCUUCUGAAUCAGAUGAUGAUGACAACGACAAUGAUGAUAAGGAGCAUGAUAGGACUUUGAAGAUGAAAAGCUCCUUGAAGAAAGACAAUAAGCAGAGUGUUUCAAAGAAAGUCUCCAUACAAGAACCAGAGGAAAAUAAAAAGAAGAGAGAAGAAAUUAUAAGGUUAGCCAAGGAAGAGCUUCCGUACACAUUCAAAGCUCCAACAUGCCUUGAAGAGCUCGAGGAUGUGUUGUCUGGCCACACCCCUAGCAACCAGCUGACCAUCUUAGAGAGGAUGAUCAAAUGCCACCAUCCGAGUCUCUCCGAUGGUAACAAGGCUAAACUAGAGACCCUCACCUCGUUGACAUAUCAACUCAUGGGGAAGUAUGUGAAACGAGGCAGGGAUUUGGAGGCGGACUUUAUCAAUGGUCUAACAAAGCAUCUAUAUGAUUUGACACAGACCUGUGCGCUAUCCUCGGGUAACGGCCUACAAGCGAUCAUUAGUGAGAAGUUUGAAAUUUUCAACAAAGAGACUGAAGACAAAGGAAGGUCAAUGUUUCCUUCAUUGGAUGUGCUUCUCUACUUCAAGCUGGUGUCGGUCCUCUUCCCAACAUCUGACUUUCGUCACAGUGUCGUCACACCCACAAUGCUCUUCAUGGGGGCCAUUUUGAGUCAGUGUCAGGUGAGGUCAUGUCAGGAUGUGACCUUUGGCCUCUUCCUCUGCAAUCUCUUCCACAAGUAUGUGUCACUGUCAAAACGUCUUGUUCCUGAAGUCAUCAACUUCUUACGAGGUAUUCUAUUCAUGGCAUCGGACCAUGAGAGUAAGACAGGAGGACUUGUGGUGGCGCCCUUCAAACACUCUGGAAGAUUUGCCAAACUCCUUAGACACGAGGGAACGAGUAAAUCUGAACUGAAACCGGUGAAGAUCCUGGACCUGAUGAUAGACCCCGAUGACCUGGACCAAGCAGAGUUCUCUACGUGGGCCGUUGGUCUAACCUGCCAUCUCCUCCACCAGUUCUCUAAACUCUAUGUAGAUCUACCCAGUUAUCCAGAGAUCUUCUCCCCCAUCUACACCCUCCUACAAGAUAAAGAGCUACUGCUGAAUAAAUACAACCAUGAAAUUCAGUCACUGGGAGAUGAAGUCCAUUUACACAUAGAGGGCAGCAGACAGCGGACAAGGAAAGUUCUUGAAGUCGAGAAGAAGAAACCAGCUCCUCUCAAAAUGUUUGAACCAAAGAUUGAAGAAAAUUAUGAUCCGACGAGGAAGUAUCGUAGCACAGGAAACAAGGAGCGCGAUGAACAACAGAGAUUAAUCCAUCGUCACCGUAGAGAGAUGAAGGGUGCUGUCAGAGAGAUCCGUAAAGAUACUCAGUUUAUCGCUCGGCAGAAACUCAAAGAACAGAAAGAGAGGGAUGACGAGAGGAAGGAGAAGGUAAAGCGUCUCCAUCAGAUGUUGGCCACGCAGGAAGGAGACUUCAGGGAUAUCAAACGCAAGAAACACAAACUGUGAAGCCUUAUCUCUCACCCCAUGGCUUCCACUACAUCCGAUGCCUACAGGCAGGCAGGCUGAAGUCACUGCAGAUUUCAAAGUGCAUCGAGGGUCUCCAAACAAGACUAUGGAUAGCUUCUGCUAUAUCUGUCGCUUCUAGGCAGAUUACUGUAGACUGCAAAGUGCAUCAGGGUCUUUCAACAAGACUACAGAUAGCUUCCGCUAUAUACCUUGCCUACAGACAGAGAUCACUGUAGACUACAGAGUGUACCAGGGUCUUUGAACAAGACUACGGACAGCUUACAUUAUAUUUGCAGCUGUAGACUGCAAAGUGCAUCAGGGUCUCUGAACAAGACUAUGGAUAUGGAUAGUUUCCGCGAUAUCUGUUGUUAAGAUGCAGAGAUUAUUGUAAACUGCAUCAGGGUCUCUGAACAAGACUAUGGAUAUGGAUACUUUCCGCGAUAUCUGUUGUUAAGAUUCAGAUAUUAUUGUAGACUGCAUCAGGGUCUCUGAACAAGACUAUGGAUAUGGAUAGUUUCCACGAUAUCUGUUGUUAAGAUGCAGAGAUUAUUGUAGACUGCAUCAGGGUCUCUGAACAAGACUAUGGAUAAUUUCUGCUGUAUCCGAUGCCUACAGGCAGGCAGAGUUCACUGUAGACUGCGUAGUACAUCAGGGUCUCCAAACAAGACUAUGGAUGAUUUGUACUAUUUUUGUCGCAUGCAGGCAAAGGUUACUGUAGGCUGCAAAGUGCAUCAGGGUCGCUGAACAAGACUAUAGACAGUUUUUGCUAUAUCUGUUACUAAUAUCUCGGUCACAUUUGCUCUCCGGCGGCCGUACAGCAAGUCAAAAACAGCCGUUUUUUAAUUUUUUUUUGCACCAGCUACAUAUAGUGGGGUUUGAAUAAAAAUGAAUAUAACGGCUGUUUUCGACUCACCGUACGGCCGCCGUAGAGCUAAAAAAUAGCAGCAGUAGACCUUCAAAGGUCUUUGCUACUAUUUGUGCAUUUUAUAUAAAUAUGUUAAUUUAUGCAGGAUUCAGAAAAUAUGCUUAGAAGUACCUGAAAUGUCUCAAAAGUUGCCUAUCUGAAAUUUAAUUAAAUCAAUGGUUUGCUCUUAUUACUGAAAAUUAUCCCUCGGUCUCUUUGAGAGGACUUCAAGUCUAUAAAUUCGGUGGAUUUACAAUAUGGCUCGCCAUCUAUUGGUUGCAGCGAACAGGCCAAAUUUCUAACUUCAGGGUCGACAUCACGCAGGCAGGGCAGCGCACGGCGCUAGUGUACCGACUGUGAUGCAUCAAAAAUGAAUACGAUUUCGUAAAAUGGGAGGAAGGAUUGUAACGGUCUAGAUUACGCAAAGAAAUAUGCAGCAAAUUUUCACCCACCUCCUGGACCCUAGUGAGCAUCAUAUGCCAGCCAGUCGUGCCAUGUCGGCCAGCGCUGAAUAAUCGCAUGCAUAUGCACUAGCACGCAACAAUUGUUGACCUUUUUACCAUGAGGCAUUGUGAACUUCGGCCUGUCCGCUGCAACCGAUAGAUGGCGCACUGUAUUGUGAAUCCAUUGAAUUGAGAGGAAAAUUCCAGGCAUAUCCCUUUAUCAUUAUUUCAUAUUAAGAAUAUGUAUGACUUAGUGCUUAAUGAUAGUGGAGCGUUGUGGCCCAGUGGAUUAGUCUUCAGACUUUGAAACAGAGGGUCGUGGGUUCGAAUCCCAGCCAUGGCGUAAUUUCCUUCAGCAAGAAAUUUAUUCACAUUGUGCUGCACUCAACCCAGGUGAGGUGAAUGGGUACCCGGCAGGAUUAAUUCCUUGAAUGCAUGAGCGCUGAAAGGCAGCUCGAGCUAAAACUGGGGUAAUAAUAAUGAUAACAUUGCGCCUCGGAAUAGAAUAUUUCUAGAUAGAUGGCGCUAUAUAAAUGCCUAUUAUUAUAGUACCACCUGAGAACUUGCUCGAGUUGUGUGUAACUUUACGAACAUCACCCACGUCCGAAGAAAAAAAAAACACAAAACACUCAUUUGGGGGUGAUGAAAGACACCUUUCCAAUUUUUUAUUGAAAAUAACCCUGCGCCCUCAAAAAGAUACACAAAAUCCCCAUGAAAUUCUACAAUAUUUCACAUAUACAUCAUUUAAGCACAUUCAUUUAACAUACAAAUCUGUUUCUGUAUGCAACCAGUUAGCAUAAUCCUGUAAUCUUGCUUUGAUUUCAACAUAUUAAAAAUACCAUCACCAUGUUAUGGCAUGAUAGUAUGUAAAAUCUUCUGCUGUCAUUUAGAAGAAUUAUCUGUUUAUGGGACAAAAAAUACAAAGUGAAGAUUAAAGUAGGGUCUUAAUAAAAAUGAUAAAAGGAGGACAAGGUUACAGAGAAUAUAAUAUAAAACUUUGGAACAUGAUAUUUUUCUCUUAGAAGGGGAUAUGAAAUGAUGUCAAACAUCCCUGGCCCUGGCACAAAGAAUGCUGACCUAUUUUUUCCCCUGCCUUUAUUAAAACCAACUUCCCCUUACUCUGAGUUUGUUCGGAUCUAAAAACCCACAAUGCAAUGCCAUCACCAGUUACAAUCGAUUACACACAAUGGAUUUGUAUAAAAUUGUGAUGCAGCAUUUUUCAUAGCAACCAUAUUCCUUGCAUAUCGAUUACACAUAAAUAAAAAAAAAUCAUGUAAAAUGCGAUUGAUUAUAAAUGAAUGAAAAGUGAAAUACAAUAAAAAGAAAAUCUUACUCAUA